CAAACAGUUGUUGGACUUCAACAAGCUAGCGGAGGACAGCCGUAGACAAAACAGGUUCAGCUGACUUCUGCCGGGAAAAGAGACGUCUACGGGACCCGAGCGUGUGGACUAUUUUAUGUGUAAUAUUACAAAGAACCCGGAUAGCACCGACACGUGUUGUUCCCUAGCUGGUUGCUCCGAGUGUGACGCCUGUUUUUUUUUUUUUUUUUUUUUUUUUUUUUCCCUUGGUCGAUGGUUGUGAUGCGAGCCGAGUUGCAGCACGACAGAGGGUGAGACGGGAGCCACGGUCGGGAUAUUUAUUUUUUUUUCUCGACGCGGAAGAAUGGACUUUGUCGCGGGGAAGCAGACGGAUAAAGAAGCGGGCGUGCGACCGCACACGGGCCUGGACGUCAUGGUUGGAGAACAACUUUAGCAAAGCUAGCAGCCGCGAGCUCGCUUUAAUUCAUGCAGAUGAGUCGGUUUGGUGUUAAGCUCACUUCGCUAGCGUAAUGGAGGCGCCCUGAGUGACUUGUUCGUUUCAAUUGAUUGUCCUGCUCCUCCUAAAUAAUGUGCUGACGACCAGAGAGCCUUUUUUUUGGUCGGGUCCCAUUUGGAGCAAAUCGGUUUUAAUUACCAAGUGAUGGUUACCUGCCCCUGUGGUGGUUGAACUAUGUUGGCUAGUUUGAUACAUGAAGCCUAUUUCUAGUGUUGACAUUUAUGUGGGAUUGAAGUUGGUGGUGCACCAAAGUCACUUGUAAUUUGGGGACCAUAAUUCAUACUCCAUACCACAGACGAAUACGCAUUUAGGGCUAAUUUUCUCAUUCCACUUGAAUCUAAUUUUGUAAUUUAAGGACCAGGACAGGCCAAGAGCGGGUACAGACAGUCUUAUCAAUGUAAGUUGGUUUCCUAGUCACUGUUUAACCCAAUAUUCCAGCUGUGUGGCACAAUUACAGGCUAGAGUGUCACUGGAAAUGAAAACAUGAAUAUCGAAGAGCAGUGUCUAGAUUUGUGCAAUGUCAAGACGAAAAGCAACGUGGACGAUGACCGCAACACUACCAACAACACAGAAGGGGUCACCCCCCGGAUCUCUGAACUGAUGACGGACAGCGACGCAGACAAACCGAACACCGUCUCCACAGAGGGCCCCGAGACCUACCUGAUGCCUCAGCUCACUGACAACCUGCCGGUGGCCGAGGAGGACAACCACCAGGCGCAAGACACACUGGAAAUAGACGAGGUCAACGGAAAUGGAAAGGGCAGCAUCCAGGACGCCCCCGCCACACUGAACCCCACCGACUUGAUCUUUUCUAACGAUGAGCAGCACAAGGACGAUGUUGUGGAGGGGAAAAUGAAGGACGAUAAGGACGGCGGGCCUGCAAAGCUCGCCGCGGAGGAAGGGGACGAUGGCGGGGACAUGGACAUCGGGGUGGAUCUGAGUCUCGAUGAGACCGGGGUGCUGGAGGCUGACUCCGCAAAUGGUAAAACGUUCUCAGAGAGUACUUUGGAGUCGAAGCCCCCUCCUCAGGAGGUCCCGGCUGGCAGCACGGCAGAAAGCCAGUCCGGUGAAAACCAGCCCAUCAGCACAGAGGCUCCUUCUUCAGAUCAAGCUGGACUCUAUCCCUCGGUGCAGGAGGGGGACGAUAAACACAAACCAAGCGGCAAAAGGGUGACAUUUCCCUCAGAUGAGGAUAUUGUCUCCGGAGCGGUGGAGCCCAAGGACCCCUGGAGGCAUGCUCAGAAUGUGACAGUGGAGGAGAUCCUCUCGUCCUAUAAACAGGCCUGUCAGAAACUCAACUGUAAACCUAUAUCCAAAGUGCUCAAACAGAUACAGGAACUGAAAGACCUGACGCAGCGAAAUGACUGCUUAGAUCUAAAAGGUGAGAAGCUGGACUACAAGUCAUGUGAGUCCCUGGAAGAGAUUUUGAAGAGGGUCCAGUUUAAAGUGAUAGACCUGGAGCAGACCAACCUGGACGAAGAUGGUGCAUCAGCGCUCUUCGACAUGAUAGAGUACUAUGAGUCAGCCACACAUCUCAAUAUCUCCUUCAACAAACACAUCGGCACUCGGGGAUGGCAGGCCGCGGCUCACAUGAUGAGAAAGACGAGCUCCCUGCAGUACCUGGAGGCCCGUAACACUCCUCUGCUGGACCACUCGGCUCCCUUCGUAGCACGAGCGCUCAGGAUCAGCGGCAGCCUGGCAGUCCUCCACCUGGAGAACGCAGGCCUGACUGGCAGGCCGCUCAUGUUGCUGGCCACGGCUCUGAAGAUGAACAUGAACCUGCGGGAGCUGUACCUGGCAGACAACAAGCUCAACGGCCUGCAGGACUCGGCUCAACUUGGCAACUUGCUCAAGUUCAACUACAACAUUCAGAUCCUGGAUCUGCGCAACAAUCACAUCCUAGACUCUGGUCUGGCCUAUGUGUGCGAAGGACUAAAAGAGCAGAGAAAAGGCCUCGUCACUUUGGUGCUAUGGAACAACCAGCUCACACACAAUGGCAUGGGCUACCUUGCUGCUGCACUGCCAUGCACCCAGAGUCUGGAGACUCUAAACCUCGGCCAUAAUUCAGUAGGUAACGAAGGAGUCCAUAAGCUGAAAGACGGACUUAUUGCCAACCGCUCUGUGCUCCGGCUGGGCCUCGCUUCCACCAAGCUGUCCUGCGAAGGAGCUGUCGCUGUGGCUGAAUUUAUUGCUGAGAGCCCCCGUCUGCUGCGUCUGGACCUCCGAGAGAACGAGAUUAAAACAGGUGGUCUGAUGGCGCUGUCGCUUGCCCUGAAGGUUAACACGUCUCUUCUGCGCCUCGACCUUGACCGGGAGCCCAAGAAAGAAACUGUGAAGAGCUUCAUUGAGACACAGCGAGCCCUGCUGACUGAGAUCCAAAAUGGCUGCAAGAGAAACUUCAUCCUAGCCAAGGAAAAAGAAGAAACUGAGCAGAAGAUGAGGCUCUCCGCCUCCAUGGCUGAAAUCGCCACCGAGGACGGGACCAGGGAAGAGGAAGAGGAGGAAGAACCGGCGUCGGAGGAGAAGGCAGGAAAAGAGGGAGAGGAAGAGGGUGGAACAACAGGAAAUGAAGCACAGGCGGACAGCCAGUCAGGAGCAAGCACCGAGGCGAAUGUUUCUCAAACAAACCUGGAGUCUGACUCAGACACUGAGGACGAGGAGGAAGAAGUGGUGGUAAAAAAGCCUUCCUCUGCUUCAAAGUCCUCCACUCUACCUAACCAGACUGCUCCUCAAACCCAUGCAGGGGUUACACAGUCCCCCGUCAGUGCCUCACGUACGCUCUCACCCCCGUCUGCCUCACCUGCUGGAGUGCCAAGUGUAAUCUCCGGCAUCACAGUGACAGAGUCCACAGCUCCACCCGGCACCCCUCCAUCCCCUGGACGCUGUAUAUCUGUCUCGAGCCCAGGUAGGGGUCAUAAGAUUUUCAUGGUAACCCGGGUGGAGAGCCCUCCCGAGCAGCCGCUGCUAAAGCUGACUCCCAGCCAGACUAACAAGGCCUCAGAUAAGCCUGUAGACAUAAAUACCGCCACGACACAGCAGACACAGCCCCCACAGCCCCCUCCCACAUCUCAAACAACUACCCAAACACAACAGGAGGAUGUCAAGAAGAGCUCGGCCGCUCCAUCAACAGACUGUAAAGUGACAGAGCAGAGUCCGGUUACACGCUUAGAGUCCAUAGUAAGUACAACACAAACCCACAGCCUAGAGUCACAGUCCACAACUCAACAUACAGACAAUGUGACAACCACAACAUUAGUCCCAGAGGUGGCAGAUCCAGGUCUGCAAGCACCAGCCCUGCCUUCAGAUUCCUCAUCAGUGAAGGCGGUAGCAGUUCAGAUUGUUGAAGGGGUAACACAGAGCAGUAAAAACCCCCAACCUCAGCUUACCAAUGUAGGAGGAAACCAAGAAGGCCAUGUAGAAGAAAGUAAGCAUUCAGAUGAACUGAAUCAACCCCAGAAGAGUUUACCUGAACAGCAGCUGCAAGCAACAUCUGCAUUUCACCGGCUAGAGAAUGACCUCGCAUCCGCGUCCGAGGACGUCCAUUCGCCAGACCAAACAGGAGAGGCACUUCCACAACAGGACGAGCAAGAGACAUCUGUCAGCUCGUCAGAAAAUAAACAGCCUAGCUCAACAGAGAAAGAGGAGCCUUGCCAGGAGCGACCAAGUCCAAUGCAGCAAACGGAGGCAGAUGAACAGGAAGUGGAGUCCAUGCUCCGUGUGCAGACUGAUCAGCAACCGCCAUCUGUCCCUGAGGGUCAAGCACUGGAGUCAAAUCCUCCAGCAGAAGGGGCUUCACAGAGUCCUGACCCAGCCUCGACUGGGCCCGAGGCUGAAAUUAAUCCAGAUUCACCAUUUGAGGAAGAGGAGGAGUACGAGUCGGCUGAUGAGAGCUCCGCAGACGAGGCAGAAGUGGUCAGUUCAUCUCUGCCCAACGGCUUGAAGCCCGAGUUCUCCCUCCAUCUUCUCGACACUGAAAGUCCCAAGCCUGGCAGCUGUGUGAUGGAGCACGUGAGCGUCAGCUGUGGACAGGACCUAGAGGAGCUGCUGCUAGAAGCCAGUUUGGAGACAGGGAGAGACGCACCAUGAGGAGGGACUGAGAGGACAGGUGAACACAGCACUCGGACAAUUUGUCAGGCUCUACUUCAUGACCGGUUGCUCUACAACGUUUUUGUCUCUUUGACUUCACUCGACUUUUCCACAAAGGACAUAAAACCCAACGCUACAGUCGAAGCUCGGCAUGUGCAAAUCCAAGUUAUGGAGAGGACACCGAACCUGCUGAGCUCGGCUGCGACCAAUAAAGAAACCUCUGCAUCCACACUACAUCUACCAUUGAAACACACGCACAUAUACGCACUGAAUAUGCGAAAGAGGAGGAAUAAAAUCACCCUGUUGUCACUACAUUUUGUCAGUCUUUACACACAAAAUAAGUGUGAGAGAGAAGAGAGAUGGAGAACAAACACUAACCAAAGACAGAACACACACCUUUCUCACAGCCUCUCUUUACGUACAUGUCCACUGUAGUUUGGGAAGUAACUAGCAAUUGAAGUUGUUUUUUCUUUUGAUGAUGAUGAUGAUGAUGAUGAUGAAGUGGGGUUCACUCAGAAGACCAAAUAAGGUUAGUGGACCCUGCUGAGAAGACCUGCUGGCUUUAAAUACUUGAGGUCUCUGUUAAAGGCUUUUAUAUCAAAGGAAGCUGAAGAUGUUAAUGUGUCUGUUUAAACACUUUGUGUCUGUGUCCCCCAAACCCGACCACCUCCAUCUUUUCCUCCCUGGAUUUAAAAAAAAAAAAAAAGAAAGAAAGAAGAAGAAGAAAAUGGACCUCUGCCAAAGUGACCUCCCUCUUGUUUGUUUUUCUCGUCCUCUGCUCACUUUGGCCCCUCAGGAAUCAGCGUCCCCACCUCAGAUCUGAUGUGGAGGAGCUGCGACUGUCUCCCGCUUACCGCCGCUACAAUAAAACUGCUUUUUGAAAGUUGGUGAUUUGCUCCCCGCUGAAACAAACAAACAAACAAACAAACAAAAAAAACAAACUGAAUUUCUGCAAAUGUCAGAAAGUAAAACCCGAGUUAUUUACAGUAGUUAUUUUCUGUUGGUUCUCUUCAGGUUCAUCUGUGAUUUCUUCAACCAGUUGUUGUUGUCGUUGCGUGAAACUCUUCUAAGAAAAGCAGCCUGGUCUCUGUCCCUCAGUCUUCCACCGGUACUUGUGCCAUCUCACCUUUCUGCUCCUCGUCCAUGUUGCCUUCAAUCUCUCAGCUUCACAUUCAGUCUUUUGGCUUUUUUUUUUUUUUUUUUUUUUUUUUUUCAUUUGGCUGCUUUGAGAAUCAGUUAUUUUGUAUUUAUUUUAUAGCUAUAUGAAGCCUUUUCUGAUUUCCCCUUUUCUUCUUCACAUCCUGCUCAUUUUAUCUUUUUUGUUUAGGGUUUGCUUUGAAAGAGGACGCCCCAUUUUUUGAUGUACAUUUCAUAUUCAGACUAGAGCAAAUAUUUAGGGUUUUUUUUUUUUUUCCUGGUGGGCGGGGGGUAAUCUAUACUGGGAGGAAAGGUAAAUAUGAUUGAAUGGUUGAGUUUUGACUGCAGUCGGGGUGCAGUAAUGAAAGCAAACUUAAGAGUCCUCAUCAAACUCUGCUGUUUUAAAGCUACUCUGCUGGGUGAAGCUGUGGCCACAAGGGGGCGCUGAUGUUUUUUUUUUCUUUCUUGAAGAAGUAAAGAAGACCAGUGUGAACAGUGUCACAUGUUGAUGUCUGUUUAAAUAAGACUCCUGUCCUCGAAUUUCCAGAGCCAGGCAGUACAGUAAUGUGAACUUCAUGUCUGUCUGUGUAAAGAGCUUUUUUUUUUCUUCCUUGAAGCAGAUCAGACACGUGUGUUUUCUUCUGAGACGGGCAGCGUUCAACCCUCAUGCUCUUCUCCACCCAACAGAUAGUUUGCCCCCCCACUGUUUGUAAUGCUUUAAUUUUUAGAAAUUUUUAAUAAUAAUUUGUUAACUUAAUUGAAAUGUGCUGGUAAUCACAAAGAUAUGUAUGGCGAAAUUUGUUCCUCUCAAAUAAAUGCAUGUAAUGACUAA
Molecule: messenger RNA, 6530 nt
Organism: Mugil cephalus (flathead mullet)
Lineage: Eukaryota; Metazoa; Chordata; Actinopteri; Mugiliformes; Mugilidae
Gene: ppp1r37
Product: protein phosphatase 1, regulatory subunit 37
Exons: 13
Coding region: 959-4561 (1200 amino acids)
Molecular function (GO): protein binding
Source: RefSeq, a predicted model, not a curated record